AUGCCGUCUGCUCCGGACCGCCGACUGAUGCCAAGUUUGUCUACAACGGCAUCUAUACCACCGCUAGUGCCGUCUAGCGCUCCAUCUCACGCCAUUGUCGCCAUCAAGUCUCGAGAUAUACCCGGCGGGGCGAGCUACAGCGUGCUGCGUCUACCACAGGAGCCACGACCCAAUCCCACAACUGUGGCAGAUCGUCUGGCUGCCACUCUCAUCAGGCAUCUCGAAAAUAGUCCGGACAAUACAUUCUUGCUAACUGCGGGCCACAUCAAAUUUGUGCCCGCUCGUGUAGGAGCAAGCUCUGCGCUGCGUGACUGCGUUGCCCUGCUCUGUUCUACUUGGACCAAUUUUCGACGGGCUCUACCAGUGGAGCAAUUAGUUAAUCCUGAUGCCUAUGGCAAGGCGCUGCGCAGCCUACAAAUUGCUCUCAACGAUGAACACCAGCAGCUUAGCACUGAGACGCUAGCCGCAGUCACCAUUUUGGAACGAGUCGAGAUUCUAUUCGACGCGAGUCGACCCCGCCAUAGAGCAUUGCAUGGACAAGGGAUGUACGGGUUGAUGCUCCAGAGAGGGCCUCCGAGACUCAGUGAUGAGUUGGAUACCUGUUUGGCCUUUGACAAUCUGGGAUCACUGUUGGCACUCUCGCUUGUCGAAGGAAAGCAAGUGUUUUAUCUUACGCCACAGUGGAAAGAAAAGAUGGAUGAGGCCCUGAGAAACUCUAUGGAUAUUCCUGGUGAACGUCUAGAUGCGUAUGCUCUGGACCUGCAUGGUAGUUACUGGCCAUCGCUAGUGCAUCAACUUAGGUUUGUACACAACAACCCCAACACAAUUUCAAAGAGGAAGAGCGCUGCAUCUCUCCGUGUACGAGUUUUGAACAUCAUUCCCGAGCUCAAGGUUUUGGGUGAGCGCAUAGUCGAAAAGGUGCGCAGAUUAGGUAACAUUAUUGAAUUGCCAGACAACGAAUCUCCGUUAGGCAUGAAGUAUCAUUCUGGGAACAUGGGGUCCGCACAGUGUUGGAUAACAUAUAAAAUGCUCUCCAUUGUCCUGAACCGAAUUCUACGCGAGUUGGCCAGUAUUCUAGAUGAACAAGUCACUCUCUUAGACCAUGAGCACACUACAUUGUGUCGGGACAUCUGCAUGUGCGUGGCAUACAUUGGUACAUUGGGUACGCUGCCUGCCAUUUCGACUCAACCACCAUUGUUUAUGGCUUAUGAAGGAGUCGAUGAGAUUGAGAGAGCCUAUUUACGAAAUUUUAUUCGCCAAUCUGAUAAAUUUAAGAAAAGAUUGCCACGAAGCGAUUCGGCAUUGGAAAACUUUGUGCUCAAUACAGCCUAUGCCCUCACAGGACGAGAAAAGUUUCUUUAG
Trichoderma aggressivum f. europaeum is the source of this 1362-nucleotide messenger RNA. RefSeq lists its product as uncharacterized. The transcript has 3 exons. NCBI's taxonomy places the organism in Eukaryota, Fungi, Ascomycota, Sordariomycetes, Hypocreales, Hypocreaceae. The record is from RefSeq and is a predicted model, not a curated record. The coding region runs from base 1 to 1362 and encodes 453 amino acids.